AGAGAAGGAGAGGGAAGAAUGCUUUCAGUUCAGAAGGAUACUAUUUAUGUGGCUUUGUAGGUUGGUGCUCUCCCAUAUGAUUACAUCAUUUAUCAGGCAGUUCUCAGCUAGGAAUCUUGCACUUCCAUUUCAUUUUCAUAGUAGAGCCAAAAGAGAGGCCAAUGUACAACUUGGGACAGGUGGGGGGAGGGAAAAUUGCUAGAGCACAGGAUCUGGAAUCUAGAAGAAAUGAAUUUAAAUCCAGCCUUACUAGCUGUGUAAUCCUUGGCAAGUCACUUAAUCUUUCUUCACCUACCACCUGGAGUGUGUGAAGAUUGGAUUUGGCUCUCCCCUGAUUGUAACAAUGAAGAUACCUAGCUCUUCCUUGACAGUGAAGAUAAAUUGUAAUCCCCUGUCUAUUUUUAGAUUUUAAUCCCCAAAGUGUUAACUCAGUAUUUAAAGUAGAUCUACCUAUUUUAACUAAAAAAGAUGUUAACUAACCUCAAAAAGUGUGAACACCUAUUUCAUACAUUGAGUGGGCAGUUGACACAAGAGAAAAAGGUCUUUAAAUAGAGGGAAUAAAAACAAAAAAGGAUAUAGUUCAAAGGAUUCAGUCACUCAGUAUCAAGGAUCAUUCAGUCACUUGGAAUUGGUCUGGAAAAGAUCAGUCACUUCAGCUUGGAGUGAAGAAGAGUCACUCAGAGGAGAGACUGGAAGACAGACACUCAGACUUGGAGUGAAGAUACUUGGCUGUGGAGCUGGACCCCUGGAGGAGCUCAUGCAGGAGUCCUCAGACUGCUUUUCCUUUUAGAUGGUCACUGUGAUCCUGACUCCUUCUUGAAGUCUGCCCGCCUACAGCAGUUACCCUCAUCCUCCUCAGAGAUGGGUAGCCAGGAUGGGUCACCUCUAAGGGAAACCAGCAAGGACCCCUUUGCAGCUGCAGCAGAGUGUUCCUGCCGCCAGGAUGGACUCACAGUCAUUGUCACAGCCUGCCUCACCUUUGCCACUGGAGUCACGGUGGCCCUUGUCAUGCAGAUCUACUUUGGGGAUCCCCAGAUUUUCCACCAGGGAGCAGUUGUCACAGAUGCUGCCCAUUGCACAGCUCUGGGCAUUGAGGUACUUAGUAAGGGUGGUUCUUCUGUGGAUGCUGCUGUGGCUGCUGCCCUGUGUGCAGGCAUUGUGGCCCCCCACAGCUCUGGCCUGGGUGGUUUCCACAUGCUCUCUUCCCUGUGCUAUGAUCUCUCCCUACCCAGGGGAGGAGUGAUGCUUGUCCAUGAUAUCCGAAGGAAUGAGAGCCGCUUGAUUGAUUUCCGGGAGACUGCUCCUGGUGCACUCCGUGAGGAAGCCCUGCAAAGAUCCUGGGAGACCAAGCCGGGUCUCCUUGUGGGGAUCCCAGGAAUGGCCAAGGGGCUGUAUGAAGCUCAUCAACUUUAUGGAAGGCUGCCAUGGUCCAAGGUUCUGGCAUUUGCCUCAGCUGUAGCUCAAGAUGGCUUCAAUGUGACCCAUGAUCUUGCCCGAGCCAUCUUGGAACAGCCAGUUCCCAAUGCUUCAGAGCGUUUCCGGGAGACCUUCUUCCCCGAAGGCCGGCCAUUGGUCCCUGGCACAUUUGUGAGGAGGCCAGAUUUGGCAGCUGUCCUGUCUUCUCUGGGCUCUGCAGGGGCCACAGCUUUCUAUGGGGGUGGCAACCUUACCCAGGAGAUGGUGUCAGAGGUGCAGCACCAUGGUGGAGUCUUGACUGAGGAGGAUUUCAGCAACUAUAGUGUACUAGUGGAGAAGCCUGUGCGUGGCGUGUAUCGAGGCCACUUGGUGCUCAGUCCCCCACCCCCCCACACGGGCCCUGCCCUCAUUGCUGCUUUGAACAUCCUAGAGGGCUUCAACCUUACGAGUCUGGUGUCCAGGGAGCAGGCUCUGCACUGGGUGGCUGAGACCUUGAAGAUUGCUCUGGCCUUGGCUAGCAGACUGGGAGAUCCCUUCUAUGACUCAACCAUCUCUGAGAGCACAGAAGACAUGCUCAGCAAGCUGGAGGCUGGGUACCUUCGAGGCCAUAUCAACGAUUCACAGGCGGACCCCGGCUCACUGCUCCCUGCCUAUGAGUUGGAUGGUGGUGCCACAGCUGCUCAGGUGCUGGUGAUGGGGCCUGAUGACUUCAUUGUAGCUGUGGUCAGCUCACUGAACCGCCCCUUCGGCAGUGGCCUCAUCACGCCCUCUGGGAUCCUGCUAAACAGCCAGAUGUUGGACUUCUCCUGGCCCAAUAAAACUGCAAACCAUUCAGCACCCAGCCUGGAAAAUGCCAUUCAUCCUGGGAAGAGGCCACUGUCCUUCCUGCUGCCCACAGUGGUGAGGCCAGCUGAAGGACUUUGCGGGACUUACCUGGCUUUGGGAGCCAAUGGUGCUGCCCGAGGACUUAGCAGCCUCACCCAGGUCCUGGUGAACGUGCUGACCAUGAACAGAAAUCUGAGUGACAGCCUAUCCCUAGGGCGCCUCCACCCCGAGCUCCAAUCCAACAUCCUCCAGGUGGACAGUGAAUUCACAGAGGAAGAGGUUGAGUUCCUAGAAGCUCGGGGCCACCGGGUUGAGAAGGUAGAUGUUCUGUCCUGGGUCCAUGGAGGCCGGAGAACCAACAACUUCAUCAUUGGGGUGAAGGACCCUCGAAGCCCUGAUGGAGCGGGUGCCACCAUCUUAUAGGGGUGGGUGGGUGGGGCAGGGACAGGCACUGCAGCACAAAUACCCCUUUGCAUGUUCCAAGAGCCCCUUGGAGCCCUGCCUCCCCCUGGGCAAGGGAGGGAGGUAGGGGACUGGCACUGAGUGGGUCUGAGGACCUGAGGCUCCCAUUGGUGCCUUCAAGCUCUGCCCUGGGCCUGGGGACCAGAGGAGAUUUAUAUCAAACACAAUUCCAGAAUAAUUGACAAAUUCCACAGUUGAUGGGUGUGGCCUGACAGACCUCAGGCAAGAAGAAAAGAAGAAAGAUUCUGCCUCCUUCCAAUACUUCCCACUCUUGAGAGGCUUAGGGAAAUGCUUGCUUAAAAAAAAAAACAAAAACAAACACAAAACACCCAGGUGGCCCUACCCAUCCUCCUAUCUACCAACCCUCUGCAUCUUGCCCCUCCCCUCUCCUCUGUCUCAUUUCUUAACUGACUUGGUUUUUUUAAACUGACCAUCCAGGAGCAAGGGGCCCUCAUUCUCCUUCUCUCUUUCCCAGAAGUAGGAAGGAUCUGAGGGAGAGGUGAAGGGAGAAGGGGCCACAUAAGGGUGGGAUGGGGUGGGGGAAACAGCUCAGGGGCUUCCACUUCCCAAGAGGAAUUAAAGAGAAAGUUGCUUAAGAAA
Molecule: messenger RNA, 3303 nt
Organism: Monodelphis domestica (gray short-tailed opossum)
Lineage: Eukaryota; Metazoa; Chordata; Mammalia; Didelphimorphia; Didelphidae
Source: RefSeq, a predicted model, not a curated record